Molecule: messenger RNA, 237 nt
Organism: Cooperia oncophora
Lineage: Eukaryota; Metazoa; Nematoda; Chromadorea; Rhabditida; Trichostrongylidae
Source: the annotation of a GenBank genome assembly
AUGUCCUCAGAAGUGGAACGACUGUUCAAACUAUGCGAUCCCGAGGGUAAAGGCUAUCUAACUAUGCAGGACCUCCACCACAUAUGUCCUCAACUCGAUCAGAAGGACAUUGAAUUCAUAUUCGCCCAAUUGGAUACUGAUGGCUCCGGCAGAAUUGAUAAAGAUGAAUUUUGCAAUGGAUUCAAAAAGGCGGUACUUGAAGGCGAGAACAGAGGUCUGGCAUUUUCAUCUGUUUGA